AUGCAUGGGGAUAAACUGGCCCGUGAGCUACAAUCAGUGCCACUGUCUAACGGGACUGUUGCCCGGCGCAUCUCCAACAUGGCCCAGGACAUAAAGUGUCAGCUAGGGAUGCACGAUGAUAUCGGCACAACAUUGCUGGUGGACAGAGUGAAGAAAGGGAAAUAUGCUUUACAGUUAGACGAAUCCACAGAUGUAUCAAACUCUGCCCAGCUGCUUGUAUUCGUCAGAUACAGUUUUGACAGAAAACUUAACGAGGACAUUCUGUUUUGCACGCCACUGGAGGGAACGUGCACAGGCGAGGACAUUUUCACAAAACUUGACAACAAACUAAAAGAAGAUGGACUGUCUUGGAGCAAGUGCAUCGGUGUGUGUACAGAUGGUGCUGGAGCGAUGCUGGGGAAAAAGAAAGGUCUUAAAGCAAGAGUCUUACAAGUGGCGCCUCACGUAAAAUUCACGCAUUGUAUUAUACACAGAGAAGCUCUUGCGAGCAAAACACUUGACCCAGAACUUAAACGUGUUCUUGAGACUUCUAUAAAAAUGGUCAACUAUAUAAAAGCGCGUCCACUCGAUAUCAGACUGUUUGCCACUCUCUGUAAUGAACUGGGAUCGGAGCACGAGUGCUUGCUGUUCCAUACAGAAGUCAGGUGGCUUUCGCGAGGAAAUGUGCUCAGCCGCCUGUUUGAGCUGCGGGACAAAGUGCGCUUAUUUCUGAUGGAGCAUGGGUCCCAGCUCGCUGACUACCUCAGUGAUCCUGACUGGCUAACAAGGCUAGCGUAUUUGGCUUGCAUAUUUGAAAAACUGAAUGGACUUAAUAUGUCAUUGCAAGGUGAAAACACAAAUAUCAUGUCGCUGAAUGACAAAAUCCACGCAUUCAAGAGAAAACUUGAGCGCUGGACUGAGCGAGUUGAAAUGGGUAGGAUUGAUAUGUUUUCUGAGCUGGACGAAUUCAUGUAGGAAAACGAACUGAGUGUUAACAUAGUGAAGAAGUCUAUCACUACCCACCUUCAAGCUCUCCUGGAACACUUUAACAGGUAUUUCCCAGAGGAAACAGCUCCAGAACAAUACGACUGGAUAAGAUAACCAUUCACUGUAACGAGGGCAAAUCAUCUGACAUCUGACCUGGAGGACGCAUUGGUUGAACUGUCAAGCGACCGAACCUUGAAGACAGUUUUUAAUUCCAAGACGCUGGCUGAGUUUUGGAUUUCAGUCGAAAGGGAAUACCCACAGCUAUCCAAGGCCGCUAUGGAUGUACUGAUGCCGUUUUGCACUACCUACUUGUGCGGAAAUACUUUUUCGGCACUCACGUACAUUAAAAAUAAAUACAGGUCGCGACUGAACAUGGAGGAUGAUCUCCGAGUGGCGGUCUCCAAAAUUAAACCAAGAAUGGACUUGCUGUGCUCCAAGCAUUGUGCCCACCCAUCUCAUUAGGUGAGGUUAAUGUUGAAAUUAAACGAAUGAGUAAAUUACUAUAAAAAAAUUAUAUGGUUGUUAGA
Messenger RNA from Onychostoma macrolepis, 1493 nucleotides. RefSeq names its product zinc finger BED domain-containing protein 5-like. The record is from RefSeq and is a predicted model, not a curated record. NCBI's taxonomy places the organism in Eukaryota, Metazoa, Chordata, Actinopteri, Cypriniformes, Cyprinidae. The transcript has 2 exons. Bases 1 to 954 code for a protein of 317 amino acids.